UGUCAGUUUAUGUUAUAGUUUGAGUAUUUUCUAGCAAACUUAUAUUGAUUAGGCAGCGAAUAUUGCAUUACUGAACUAGAAUAUAGGAUUAAUCGGUUAAGCAAAGUAAAUCAAUGAAUCAAACAAUUCAUUAAAAUCACGUGACGUCCAAAAUGGAGAACGGAUGCGGCAAAGCAAAAAUUGGACCUUCUAUUUUAAAUUCCGAUUUAUCAGACCUCACGUCGGAAUGUCAACGCAUGAUGGACAGCGGUGCGGAUUAUUUGCACCUUGAUGUAAUGGAUGGGCAGUUUGUUCCCAAUUUAACGUUCGGUCAUCCGGUUGUAAAAUGUCUCCGUCCUAAACUACCCAAUGUGUUCUUGGACAUGCACAUGAUGGUAGCAAAGCCCGAACAGUGGAUUGAAGGUAUGCAUGAUGCGGGAGCUGACCAGUACACAUUUCAUUUUGAAGCCACUGAUGACCCAAAGACUUGUAUCAGGAAGAUCAAAGAAACAGGCAUGAAGGCUGGCAUAGGGAUUAAACCUAAUACCCCAGUAGAAGUUCUGGACCCAUUUGUUGACCUGGUGGACAUGGUCCUGAUCAUGACUGUGGAGCCAGGAUUUGGAGGACAGAAGUUUAUGGCUGACAUGAUGCCUAAGGUGCGCUAUUUACGGGAGCACUUCAGCACUGUGGACAUAGAGGUGGAUGGAGGUGUGGGCCCAGCAACUAUACAGGAAUGUGCCGAGGCGGGUGCCAACAUGAUUGUGUCCGGUAACGCCAUAAUGAAGAGUGACAACCCUCGGGAGACAAUACAGUACUUAAGGAAUGUUGUUGAAGAAGCUAUACAGAAAUCCCAGCUGGAGAGAUAACGCCAGACAAUUACAAAUUAUACAUUGCUGAUCUAACAUUUUUGUGCUUCUAACACUGUAAGAAACUGUAAUUAAUCAGAAUAAUUUGUCCACAUGAUCACACAUCUUUUUUUAUAUGAAUUAGCAUUAAACUCUCCUCAUAAUUUGAAAAAGAAACAUUACUGUUUUUAUUUUACUAAUUUGUUCUUUUCAAGUUGAUAUUACAAUCAACGUAUGGGGAUUUCAAUAUGGACUGUAAACUAUAAUAAAUAAUGGCAGUUCAGGCGUCUUGAUGAAUCUCAAUAUGAAAAGACACAUGCACAAUUUAUAACUUUUUGUACAGUAAUAUUGUUGUUUGAAUAUUUCUUUUUUAAUUGUAUACAUGUGUCAAGCAUGAACAAUGUUUGAAAAAUAAAAAUUGACUAGUUUUAUGUUUAA
Molecule: messenger RNA, 1262 nt
Organism: Mya arenaria
Lineage: Eukaryota; Metazoa; Mollusca; Bivalvia; Myida; Myidae
Product: ribulose-phosphate 3-epimerase-like
Exons: 5
Coding region: 153-845 (230 amino acids)
Biological process (GO): pentose-phosphate shunt; pentose-phosphate shunt, non-oxidative branch; carbohydrate metabolic process
Cellular component (GO): cytosol
Molecular function (GO): D-ribulose-phosphate 3-epimerase activity; metal ion binding
Source: RefSeq, a predicted model, not a curated record